AUGAACUUUAGGAGGAUUUUCCUAGUCAAGUGCUUGCUGCUUUUGUUUCCCCGUGUAAAAUGCUCCGUCACCAACUGGAUUUACACGGCAGUGAAUGAGACGGCUCUUCUCAGCAUCGCUGCUGCUGGGAGCAUAUAUGAUGCAACGUGGCUGAGAGACAGACAAAGGUUGCUUCAGAUAAAAGAUAAGAAAGUUAAGUACUAUGUGAACAAGGACCAGUGCAGGUGUAAGAUCCUCCUAAAUGGGACUCUGCAAAUAGAGCAUGUGGUGAAAGAGGACAGUGGAAAGUACACAGUGACUGUUUAUCAGGAUGAUGGAAAAUUGAAGGCAGAAGAAGACAUAAUGUUCAUUGUUCAGGAGCCUGUCCCUCAGCCAAUCCUCAGUGCUGAAUGCAUGAAUAAAACUGUAUCUGUCAAGUGCGAAGUGAAGCAGAAGAGUAAAGACGAAACAUUUAUAAUAGAACUGACACAGGAUAAAAGCAAAAAAAUCCAAAAGAAUGCAACAAAGUUGGAAUUGCGCACGCAGUAUUCUGGGACGUUCACAUGUGUUGUUAAGAACCAAGUCAGCAAAAAAAAGGCUGAAAAAGUAAUUAAGUGCUCAGGCCAGCUGGACCUUUAUCUCAUCUUAGGCAUAGCAGGAGGUGCAAUCUUCUUUGUCAUCUUCGUGAUUUUGCUUAUUUAUUGUAUCAGGAAGAAGAAAGCAGAAAGACUUGAAGAUGAUGACGAGGAGCGAAUGCCACAGGCUCGCCGGGCGGACAGUGAAAUGGUGGUGCGGGAGCUCCCUCAGCCGCUGUGCAACCCUACCCCGAAGCAGCUGCGCGUGCAGCAGCGGCCGCUGCCGCAGCCCCAGGUGCAGCAGCAAGCAGUGCCCCCGCGGCCCAGGCCCCGCACUCAGCAGCAGCCUACAAACCACCCGAGACAAAGACCUUGA
Molecule: messenger RNA, 930 nt
Organism: Nipponia nippon (crested ibis)
Lineage: Eukaryota; Metazoa; Chordata; Aves; Pelecaniformes; Threskiornithidae
Gene: CD2
Product: CD2 molecule
Cellular component (GO): membrane
Source: RefSeq, a predicted model, not a curated record